AGAAUGAGUACAUCGAGACGGUGUACGUGGGCCAGCCGGCAGGUACGCCCAUCCUGCAGGUCCACGCCAUGCUGGACAGCAACUCUGAGCAGCCGCAUUUCUACCUGUGCUGGAGCACGCUCAGACGGCCGGCCUACAGCUCCUGGUUCCACCUGGACGUCAACACCGGAAUACUGUCCUUGAACAAAACUCUGGAGGAGAGCGACUUCGCCAUCCCAAAUCAACAUUCGUGGUCCGUGAAGAAGUUGGGCCUCCACGCCACGGUUCUUCCAAACUUCUCCAGAAGGCCCCACUGCACCAACAAGAACUCCCCGCGGAUCAAGUUGGACUUUGUCAACGCCACGUUGCCCCAGUGCACCCACACGGAUAUGAAGGAGCUCUGCUUCCCCCACAGAGACACCUUCAACCUCCGUAUAAUGGAGAACAGGUUCCCCGGGGCCAUACGGCAACUGCGGCGACUCACCAGACUCAACGUCUGCCCGAACUACACCAUCUCUUACAACGUGGAGUCAGAAACCCCAGCACCGUUCGCUGUGGAUGAGAACACCACAGAGCUGCUGGUGACGGCCCCUCUGGACCGCGAGGAGAGUGAGUGCUACAGACUCCUGAUGGUCUGCACCGUCCGAACAGACACGGUCAUCACCAAGGAGGAAACUUCGCUGGACGUGUUUGUCUUGGACGAGGAUGAUAAUGCACCGUAUGUGAACGGGACGGACACGACGGACAUCGUUAUCAGCUUCAAUCGGACAAAGGGUGGCUCUUUUGGAACCUUGUAUGUCUUCGACAGGGAUUUAACCCCCAGCUAUCACAUAGACAACAGCCACAGUAGGUAUGGCGGGAACUUGCUCAACAGCGACCCAUGGAUAAAUAAAACAUUCGAAAUAAAAGGCACCUUCAGUGAAAGGAAAGCAGCUCACGGCGGCAUUCGAGAGACCGUCCACGACUACCAGCUGGUCCUGAAGAGGAACUUGUAUGUGAAUGAGAAUCGCAGUGUGCAGUUGGACUACCUGGUCAAUGACACAACCUACCCCGGCCUGGAGGGAACAGUGCUGCUGCACUUCAACAUCACCAUCCUACCAGUGCACAUCCGCUUCGCGAACAUCACACACAUGUUCACACUGACACGCAGAGCUUCUGCUUACGCACAGGUUGGCAGAGUGUGUGUGGAAAACUGCCAGCAAUUUGAUGGCUUCAUCGUCACGUACCGGCUGGAUGUGCCAGAUAGGAACGUGUCUGCUGACCUGCAGUCCUGCUAUGCGGCCAUAAGCAUCACCCAGGCUCCAGACGCGAUGUGGGGGCUGCUCUACGUGAACGACUCCGAGGCUCUGCGCAGGCCGGAGUGCCAGGACCUGCAGUACUCUGUUGUGGCCCAGGAGGAGCACACGCAGCAGGAGGCCAGCACACAGAUCCACAUCAUACUAGAAAGUGAAGUACACAAGGCCAGUCAGGAGAGCCAGCAGUUCCUGUCCUGUGCAGAGAACAGAGGACGAAGAGACUGCGAGUCUGUCCGAGGCCUGGGAGCGACGACAGGGAGGUGUCAGUGGAGGCAAGGCACAGAAAAAGGGAUAUCUGACAAUUACUCGACCUGCUCCCCUGACCUGCGGACAUGCCCUGAUAGUUUCUGUGAUGCAGUGGAAAGCAAAGAUUCAUCGAUAUGCCCCCAAGACUGUACAAAGGAAACUGUGAUCGGAGGUCAUGAACGAGGCUUGGGAAGCGGGAUUAAGGCCGGUUAUGGAACAUGCUACUGCUACGCGGAGAGAUGUUUCUGUGAGAAGGAAGAUAUUGUGGACGCGAUCUGCGACGACAUGUGUAAAACCAUCAUCGCCACCUCUCUGCUGCUCUCCUUCGUCGUCUCCAUCCUCCUCUCCUCUUACUUCAUUCACCGGUAUCACAAGAACUCGUCCAAGCCGCCAAUCGCCUCCGCGGAAAUGACCUUCCGUCGGCCAGCUCAGGCCUACCCCAUCAGCUUCCCUGGGAACAACUUACGCCGGGGCUCUCAGGACUCCAUCGAGACUGACACCUUUAAAAUACCCGAGGAUCCAAAGUGGGAGUUUCCUCGUAAAAACCUUGUACUGGGCAAGACUUUAGGGGAAGGAGAGUUUGGGAAAGUGGUCAAGGCAACAGCAUUCAGGCUGAAAGGAAAAGCAGGCUACACCACUGUGGCUGUGAAAAUGCUUAAAGAGAACGCCUCACACAGUGAGCUGCGUGACCUGCUGUCAGAAUUCACUUUACUGAAGCAAGUCAACCACCCGCACGUCAUCAAGAUGUACGGAGCGUGCAGCCAGGAAGGUCCAUUGUAUCUGAUCGUGGAGUAUGCCAAGUUCGGGUCGCUCCGCAACUUCCUGCGCGAGAGUCGGAAAGUUGGCCCGAGCUACAUGAGCAGGGACAGCAACCGAAACUCCAGCUACCUGGAGAACCCGGACGACAGGGCUCUGACCAUGGGGGACCUGAUCUCGUUUGCAUGGCAGAUCUCCAGAGGCAUGCAGUAUCUGGCUGAAAUGAAGGUUGUUCACAGGGACCUCGCAGCACGCAACGUCCUGGUAGCUGAGGGAAGGAAGAUGAAGAUCUCAGACUUUGGUCUUUCCAGGGACGUGUACGAAGAGGACUCAUAUGUUAAGCGGAGCAAGGGACGUAUUCCUGUGAAAUGGAUGGCAAUAGAAUCCUUGUUUGAUCACAUUUACACAACGCAGAGUGAUGUCUGGUCCUUUGGUGUGCUGCUGUGGGAGAUAGUGACACUUGGAGGAAAUCCGUACCCAGGCAUCGCCCCCGAACGCCUCUUUAACCUUCUCAAGACCGGCUACAGAAUGGAGAGACCAGAGAACUGCUCAGAAGAAAUGUACAACCUCAUGCUCCGCUGCUGGAAACAAGAGGCAGAGAAGAGGCAGAACUUCUCAGACAUCAGCAAGGAGCUUGAAAAGAUGAUGGUGAAAAGUCGGGUACGGUGACGCCGCACACAAUACAUCAUAAUAAGUUAUUCAUAAUCUUCCACAGAGAGGAAGAGGCAAGGGGAGGAUAUUAAUCAGCUGCUUUCCGUGCAUUACAGGCCCAUUCAGGGAUGCAUCUUACAGUCAGACGUUAGAGUUUUUACCUUCCCACUCCUUCUGAAUGAGCAGUAUAUCAUUUCUGCUGGUCGCGUUGUGGUACUGGCUCGCUGUGUACAGUCACAUACACACAGGCACAUGCUGCGCCUGCUUCACUGGAUGAUCUGUCACUCUUCCCAAGUGCUUUAGAUACCAUAAUUAGUGUUUGAGGAGCAAUCCUCAAAUGUGGCCUUGCACAGCAUAAUCACAGAGUCGGGCUAAAUAUAGAGCAUUUAAGGACAAGCGAGCGCAGAUGUGCCACAAUGCAGCAGGGAAGCUCUUCACUGUUAUCAGAGAGAGGCAGCGCACAUGUCACUGGGUGGAAGUUCCUGCAGUAACGUCCGCAGGGCCUUGCAGCCAGUGCAUGUGUCCGACCUCAAACAUGAGCACACACUCAGUCUCUAUAGCGUGCCGUGUCCCCUC
Pleuronectes platessa (European plaice) is the source of this 3503-nucleotide messenger RNA. It is a transcript of the gene ret, whose product is annotated as ret proto-oncogene receptor tyrosine kinase. Gene Ontology annotation, molecular function: transmembrane receptor protein tyrosine kinase activity; ATP binding; calcium ion binding. The record is from RefSeq and is a predicted model, not a curated record. NCBI's taxonomy places the organism in Eukaryota, Metazoa, Chordata, Actinopteri, Pleuronectiformes, Pleuronectidae. The coding region runs from base 69 to 2945 and encodes 958 amino acids. Gene Ontology annotation, cellular component: signaling receptor complex; axon; membrane. Gene Ontology annotation, biological process: cell surface receptor protein tyrosine kinase signaling pathway; homophilic cell-cell adhesion; protein phosphorylation. The transcript is spliced from 17 exons.